AUCCUUCAAUGUGGUUCACUCUUACUUAUAGGAAAAUAUCUCUUCUAUCCAUAUAGUAGUAUUACAUAUGUCUGAGGGAGUUUAUAAAUUAGGCAUUAGUGAUAAGUUCAGAUUUAUAUAUAAUCACGCUUAUUUUUGGUAAAAUUAACACAAGUCCAUGGUGGUGAGAUUAAAAAGAUCAUCAUGACGAUGUUCGAAGUACUGAGGAAAGACUAUAGUGUCUAUCUGCAACAAUAUUUUAAGCUUUCGGACGUUUUGUCGUUUCAAAAGAAAUGCGUCGAUCGUUGUGCGAACGACGGAGACAGAAAAGCGGCGAUUGAUCAAGCACUGAGAGACACUCUCUUGAUAGUGUUAACGGAGAACUCCUCCGGCAAUGUGCAUUCCCUUGAGUUAUACAUUACGUUUUGCAUAGAACUAUGCAGAAAGGACUUAGCAACGGCAAGUAUGCCGGUAAUGUUGCUUGGUGAUAUUUUUGAUUCAAUGACUCUGGACAGAUGUGUGCAGUUGUUUACCUUUGUUGAGAACAAUGUCUCCGUAUGGAAGGAAGAUCUAUUUUUCAGUGCCUGCAAAAAUAAUUUGUUGAGAAUGUGCAACGAUCUGUUGAGAAAACUAUCACGUUCUCAACAGACAGUAUUUUGCGGCAGAAUCUUAUUGUUCCUUGCCAAGUUCUUUCCCUUUUCUGAAAGAUCUGGUCUGAACAUUGUUAGUGAGUUUAAUCUUGAGAAUUACACAGAAUUUGGAUCUGAGAAGGCUGAGGGAGACGAAUUGGAACAGAUCAACAAGGAUGACGAUAAGUUGGAAAAUAAAAUACCAAUUGAUUAUAACUUGUACAGAAAGUUUUGGGCACUGCAAGACUUCUUUAGAAAUCCAAAUCAGUGCUACAAUAAGAUGCACUGGAAGGUCUUUUCAGCUCAUGCAUCUAAUGUGCUAUCAGCAUUUUCAUCUUUUAAAUUGGAAGAGCAACGUAGUUAUCCAACAACAUGCAUAAAAAUGGAUUCUUCAAUGGAAGGCUCUCACAAGGAAACUCACUACUUUGCCAAAUACUUGACUAAUCAGAAAUUGCUGGAAUUGCAGCUGUCUGAUUCCAACUUCAGGCGAUAUGUAUUGCUGCAGUUUCUCAUUCUAUUCCAGUAUCUGAAUAGCACUGUAAAAUUCAAGGCCUUCCUUGCCAGUGGCUAUGAGACAAGUGAGACGCACGAGCUUAAGCCGGAUCAAGUGGAAUGGGUGAAAGCUACCACAGAUCAAGUGUACGCUCUACUAACCGAGACACCACCCGACGGACCGGCGUUCGCAGAGACAGUAAAAAAUAUCCUGAAACGUGAGGAGCAUUGGAACGCGUGGAAGAAUGAGGGUUGUCCACCGUUUAAGAGACCAGCGUUGGACAUUGGCGCUGACGAGGAGCCGCGGAAGCCAAAGAGACCAAAACGAAGAAUCGGGGACGUUAUCAGGGACGCGCAAGCAGUUGGCAAAUAUCACAUGGGAAAUCCAGAACUUACGAAAUUGUGGAAUCUGUGUCCUGACAAUCUGGAAGCUUGCAAAUCUAAGGACAGAGAUUUCCUUCCUUCUCUGGAAACAUAUUUUGAGGAUGCCAUAGUGGAGUUAGAUCCUGCCGCGAUGGUCGAUGAUAAAUAUAAGAAGGUGAAUGACGGAAAUUUUGGUUGGAGAGCUCUGAGAUUGUUGGCGAGACGAAGCCCGCAUUUCUUCGUUCAUGGCAAUUAUCCCAUAAACAAAUUGCCCGAGUAUCUUGAGACGAUGAUAAAAAAAAUUGCCAAAGAUCGUCCGCAAACGCAGUCCGAUAUGAAAUUGGAAACUGAGGAAACACCACCGCCAGAAUCCAACGAUCAGGAAUUCAACGAGGAUGUCCUCAAGCAAGAAAGUGAACAAGUUGAUUCCGAGAACGUUGACACGAAAACUAGAAAAUUAAAUAAAGUCACACCGGAAAUGGUAGCGAAAUUAUCAGAGAGUCUGAAAAACGAUUGGAAGAAGCUGGCGACAAAAUUUGGUUAUACCAACGAUGAGAUUGCUUUCUUCCAAAGUAAAUCAACACCGUACGAACAGUGCAAGAGUAUGCUUGAGAUAUGGGCGGAGGAGGAUGAGGAUGCAUCGGUGGAAAAUUUAGCUUACAUCUUAGAAGGCUUGAAAUAUACAGAAGCCUUAGCAGUGCUCAAAUCUUAAAUAUACGUUUUAGUAAAUUUAUAUUUCUUUAUAUACUCAAGGAGAUACCAUAUUAAAAAAACUUUAUCGGUAAAAUAUUGAAAUUUGUCUACAAAAUUUACGUAUAUUUAUAUAGAAUUAUAAAUGUUGCGUACGUGAAUUGCGAAAAUAAAUUGGAUUGCAUUGUAUAUGUUUUGUGCAAUAUAUUUUAUCGUUUUUGUCACAGCACAGACAAUCCAUUAUAUUUGUUUAUCAUUAAGCAAUGCACCAAUCCAUUUUCGCGUGGUUUUCAUUAUGUAAAAAUAUUUAUAAUUCCGUGUAAUUAAUACAUAAAUUUUGUUGAAAAUGUCAGUAUUCUGCUCGCAAAGUUUUGAAUUAUUAGAAUUAUCGAUUUUAUGUAUAUAUAGAUGUUUAUUGACAUGGUCGUGCUACUCUUCUUUCAUAUUUCUUCACAUAUAUUUAUCUUUUCUACAAGUAGAGAUCAUAUAUAAUCAUAUCUUUUCUACAAGUAGAGAUCAUAUAUAAAUAUGAGUACGGUUGCUGAUAUCGUUUGAUCAAAAUACGUUUUCGAUGCUUUUGGCAAUCAGUUAGCACGCACGAUGGACCAUAUAACAUCCACAGUUGCUGGUGAAACUUAAUUGCUUCGGUCUUGUGGACGGAGGCAGCCUUUUUAGAUAUUGCGUUACCAAUCGCUAAUUAUUUUUUGCUAAAGAAAAAUAAAGAUUUUAACUUAUUAAUAUAGAUUUUUAAUCACUCGAGAGGUAACAUUUUCAAUGAAAAAUAUUACGACGAUGAUAUAUACUUUGGAAAAACAAUGAUAUAGAAUUAUGCAACUUCAACCAAGUUCUAUAAUCAUAAUUUCAUCUAGUUCUUAGUAUAUAUUACUACGACCACGCCAGCGUUCACAUGUAUGUGAUGUUCGAAACUAAAUAUCUAGAAUCAGUAACACUUUUCAUAUUACUACAUCUGGAUUAGCUGUAUCACAUAAUUUACAGCAUCUAAAUCCAAAACGAAAUAAUUAGGAACACGUAACAAUCUAAGAAAUUGUCUUAAAAUUGUUAACGCUAGGAAAUUUUUAUAUCAUUCAAAGGUUUUUUUGUCACAUUUUACAAAAUAAUGUAUUCCAGUACUGAAAAUGUAUAGAAUAUUUGCUAAAGAAAAAUCUGAUGGAUUUAUAAAAUUUGUGCAAAUAAAAAAAAAUCGAUUCAA
Molecule: messenger RNA, 3363 nt
Organism: Odontomachus brunneus
Lineage: Eukaryota; Metazoa; Arthropoda; Insecta; Hymenoptera; Formicidae
Gene: Hpr1
Product: THO complex subunit 1
Exons: 9
Coding region: 184-2175 (663 amino acids)
Biological process (GO): signal transduction; mRNA export from nucleus; regulation of DNA-templated transcription elongation
Cellular component (GO): THO complex part of transcription export complex
Molecular function (GO): protein binding
Source: RefSeq, a predicted model, not a curated record